This is a messenger RNA of Colletotrichum navitas, 810 nucleotides long. RefSeq lists its product as uncharacterized. Lineage: Eukaryota; Fungi; Ascomycota; Sordariomycetes; Glomerellales; Glomerellaceae. Bases 236 to 457 code for a protein of 73 amino acids. The transcript is spliced from 2 exons. The record is from RefSeq and is a predicted model, not a curated record.
GUCCAAACUGUUCCGAAUGAUCCGAAUCAGCCCUUAAGUAUCAUUAUUCAGAGUACCUUACGUAGUAGGUUUAUAGUUAAUAAACCUUCAGACAGAAACUUUUUACACCUGAGUCAUGGUUAUUGUACAGUUUCCCUACAUGUAAACCUCUACUAUAUAUUAGGCUCAGUUAUACAGCUUCUCAACACCUUCUAUUUCCCUUACAAACAACUUCACUAUACUAGUCUUAACUAAAAUGGUUUCUUCAAAAGUUCUCCUUAUUCUCACUACUGCGUGCCUUGUGCAGCUUGGUGUGACUUCUCCGGAACCUGUGCCUGUGUUAGGCUGCGCUAGUUAUGCGCGAGGUACUCUUGGACCCUGCGCUGACUGCAGUGGAGACUGCGAUAGGCACGGAUUCCCCUGCUGCGCCGAAGUUCCUCCUACAGAGUGUGGAGGCCCAACAUGUCCUAACAAUUAGCUAUUUGACGAGAAAUGUCGCUAGGACCAAGUCAGAACUUGUUAAAGUGUGGUGAUUGGCCAUGAGCGAAAGUGGGUAGAUGUUGCUGUCAUUGGAUAGAUGGAUUUCCCUACUUAAGAGUGGCGCUUUGGAUGACAAAUACAUGGGUUAAAAGGCCACGAAUUCAAGGCCACAACCACAGCAAAUUCGCCAAUAGUUACGGAGGAGCCUGUCAAUAGUCCUUGCGGAGAAUGCCAAGCCCACCCCAUGAAUCUAGACCCACUUUAACUAUAAUCCAGCCAAUUAGAGCAACUAGAUUAAUCCCCUUUCUUUUUCUUAACUAGGGCCCUAGCAAGAGUAAUUAUUAUAACAAC